AUGGCGGCGGCCAGUGCUGUGCGUGCGGCCGCGCGCCGCUCUCGGCACCUCUUCGACAUCUUCGUGGCUGAGAUUCCCUGGACGGUGUCGAGCAAGGAGCUGAAGGAAUACUUCUCCCAGUUCGGGUCGGUGCAGAGGUGCCAGCUGCCGUUCGACAGAAAUACAGGCUUCCACAGACGUUAUUGCUGGAUUAAAUUCUCAACUCCAGAAGAUGUUCAGAAUGUGUUACAGAAGGACCCCCACAUUCUUGAAGGUUCCAAGCUCACUCUCAAACAGCAGAUCCGUAGAAGACGCAGUCAGAGAAAGAAUCUGAGUGAGUGAGUGAGUGGUGGAAGGAGGCUUUAUUUUACUAAAUGUAAAGAAACUAAAAUAAAGAUUACUGAGAAACUA
This is a messenger RNA of Oenanthe melanoleuca, 390 nucleotides long. It is a transcript of the gene SLIRP, whose product is annotated as SRA stem-loop interacting RNA binding protein. Gene Ontology annotation, molecular function: RNA binding. The transcript is spliced from 4 exons. The record is from RefSeq and is a predicted model, not a curated record. NCBI's taxonomy places the organism in Eukaryota, Metazoa, Chordata, Aves, Passeriformes, Muscicapidae. The coding region runs from base 1 to 321 and encodes 106 amino acids.